Messenger RNA from Didymella exigua CBS 183.55, 522 nucleotides. RefSeq lists its product as uncharacterized. Lineage: Eukaryota; Fungi; Ascomycota; Dothideomycetes; Pleosporales; Didymellaceae. The transcript has 3 exons. The record is from RefSeq and is a predicted model, not a curated record. The coding region runs from base 1 to 522 and encodes 173 amino acids.
AUGAGCUCACGUCCCAGUCCAUCGUUUCACAGACACCAGAUGGACAGCUUGAGUAAGAACAACUGGAACUACAGUGGAGGACUGAAUUGGACCAUUCUACUCCCUGAGUGCCUUACCAGUACAGGCCUUGAGGAAUACGUCGAAGCCAAUAUAGCCAAACCUUUUGGCAACGAGACAUUUGUCUGGCAUCUGCCGCUCAAGCCUCAAGAUGCAGAGAAGCUGAUACGCAUGUCUACGCGUAGCAAUGAGGGUAGAUUGACGGACGGGCCAAAUGCAUCUUCGCCAGAGUCGGCGAAUGAGACUGGUGGCUUGGGAAUGUACGCCGACACACACGAUUACUUCCGGGUACUUACAGACUUGUUGAAUGAUCAACCUGUGCUCUUGUCAAAGCCUACGGUCGAUUCGAUCUUCGCUCCGCAGUUUGCGCCUGGCAGUUCAGCUCUCCGUGACAUGCGAGCCUCAGGAAAGUUUGCCUACCAAUGCUCAGUCGACGACAGCAUGGAAGGAGUCAUUGCCGACUAA